AUGGGCUCUCCUAGGGCCGGUGGCGCUGCUAUGGGCCCUUCUAGUGGCAGUGGGCGAGCUCCUGAGAACGCCACCUUCCCUGAGAAUGCCCCUAGGAUUGCCGUUGUCCCUAAGAGCGCUCCUGGUGGAUCCAGCGCCGGUGACAGGUCCUCUGGGGGCACCCCCGACCCUGGGAGGGCCCCAUGGGGCGCUUUCGCUCCUGGGAGGGCCCCUAAGUGCACUACCGCCCCCGAGAAGAUCCCUGUGGGUGCCGCUGCCACUGGGAAGUCUCCUGGGGUCUCCAACGCACCUGGGACGGUUCCUGGGGUUUUCGCCGCCCCUAGAGGGCGGCUUCAGCUCCUGGAAGGGUCUCUGGGGUGUACGAUGCCCCAGGCAGGUCCCCUAAAAGCGGUACUGCCCCUAGGAGGGCCCGUGGGGACGUCCUUUGGGGGCGUCGCCGCCUCAAAGAGGGACCCUCCAAGGGGCCCCUGGAGUCUCCUCUACCCCUGGGCCCUGGGGUUGUCGUCGGCCCUGGAGGUGCCCCUGGGGUCGCUGCCGCCUCUGGAAGGGCCCCUGGGGUCACCAACGCACUUGGCAAGGCCUCUGGGGCCCUCUAUGCCACAAGGAGGGCCCAUUGGUGAGCCCCUUGGAGCGCCGCCGCCCCUAGGAGGGACCCUGGGGUCGUCGCUGCUCUUCCAAAUACCCCUUGGUUCGCCGAAGCCACUGGGAUAA
Homarus americanus (American lobster) is the source of this 711-nucleotide messenger RNA. RefSeq names its product tetra-peptide repeat homeobox protein 1-like. The record is from RefSeq and is a predicted model, not a curated record. The coding region runs from base 1 to 711 and encodes 236 amino acids. The transcript has 2 exons. NCBI's taxonomy places the organism in Eukaryota, Metazoa, Arthropoda, Malacostraca, Decapoda, Nephropidae.